AUGAAGCUGCUCGUCUUCUUCACAGUAAUCCUGGGCAUGCUUGUCACAGGACUAGAUUCUGUUUAUAUCAAGAAGCACUUCAAGCUGUCAUAUAAACGCAGAUCAGAUCACAAGGAAUGUCAUUGUUUGAAUGGAGGAACCUGCAUUACCUAUUACCUUUUUAGCGGAAUUCAUCGUUGCAUAUGCCCAGAAGGAUACACUGGGAUUCACUGUGAACUAGACACUGACAGUGUAUGCUAUACUGAGAAUGGGGAGGACUACAGAGGAAUGGCAACAGAAGAUGAAUGUCUGCCAUGGGACCUUCCAUCAGUAAUCAGGAGGGGUCAUUACCAUGCUCACUUGACGAAUGCUUUGCAGCUUGGACUUGGCAAACACAGCUACUGCAGAAACCCAAAUGGAAGGAAGAAGCCCUGGUGCUACACCAAAAAGGGAUUCAGCAUUCAAGAAACACCCUGCAACAUAGAGAAGUGUGGGCAUGCAUGUGGUCAAAGGAGCAUCAGCAAGUACUUCAAGAUUGUUGGUGGAAGCCAGGCAGAGGUUGAGUCUCAGCCUUGGAUAGCUGGCAUCUUCCAAAACAUAAGGGGCGUUGACCAUUUUCUGUGUGGUGGCAGCCUCAUUGACCCUUGCUGGGUACUUACAGCAGCACACUGUUUUCAUACUCCGUCAAAAAAACCACAAAACAGGUCCAUCUACAAAGUCUUCCUUGGAAAGUCCAUACUGAAUAUUACUGAUGAUAAGGAACAAGUAUUCAUGGUUGAUGACAUCAUCUCUCACCCUGACUUUACAGAUGACACAGGUGGCAAUGAGAAUGAUAUUGCUUUGAUAAGGAUAAGAACAACUUCUGGACAGUGUGCGGUAGAGUCCAAAUAUGUCAGAACAGUCUGCUUGCCAGAGAAGAACCUCUACUUACGUGACAAUACACGGUGUGAAAUAGCUGGCUAUGGAAAACAAGAUUUUUAUGACAUUUACUAUGCUCAAAGACUGAUGUCAGCUACUGUAAAUUUAAUAUCACAGACAAAAUGCAAAUAUGAAUACUAUGAUAAUACCAGAAUUACUGACAACAUGGUCUGUGCUGGAGAUCCUGCAUGGAUGGCUGAUGCAUGCAAGGGAGAUUCCGGUGGCCCCAUGGUCUGUGAGCACAAUGGCAGGAUGAUGCUUUAUGGGAUUGUCAGCUGGGGAGAUGGCUGUGCGAAGGAAAACAAGCCUGGCGUUUACACCAGAGUUACUCGAUACCUUAACUGGAUUGAUUCCAGUAUGAAUGUGGUGAUGUCCAAGAGUCGUUUUGUCCCUGAACCGAAGUGA
Pterocles gutturalis (yellow-throated sandgrouse) is the source of this 1302-nucleotide messenger RNA. RefSeq names its product plasminogen activator, urokinase (gene PLAU). The record is from RefSeq and is a predicted model, not a curated record. Bases 1 to 1302 code for a protein of 433 amino acids. The transcript is spliced from 10 exons. Gene Ontology annotation, molecular function: serine-type endopeptidase activity. Gene Ontology annotation, biological process: plasminogen activation; regulation of cell adhesion mediated by integrin. NCBI's taxonomy places the organism in Eukaryota, Metazoa, Chordata, Aves, Pterocliformes, Pteroclidae.